This is a messenger RNA of Teleopsis dalmanni, 529 nucleotides long. Its product is annotated as acyl-coenzyme A thioesterase 13-like. Lineage: Eukaryota; Metazoa; Arthropoda; Insecta; Diptera; Diopsidae. The record is from RefSeq and is a predicted model, not a curated record. Gene Ontology annotation, molecular function: fatty acyl-CoA hydrolase activity. The transcript has 2 exons. The coding region runs from base 19 to 447 and encodes 142 amino acids.
GAGUAUAAGUAGUGCACUAUGUCGGCAAAACGUGGAGCAGAAUUUCUGAAACAAAUAUCCGAGUUUAUGGUAAAAUCUAAUUCUUUUGAUAAAGUUACACAAAAAAUAAAAAUUGUUGAUGGUGGUGAUGGCAAAUGUGUUGCAGAAUUUGCAGUUGCUAAAGAGGACUUAAAUUACCAUGGCUCACUACAUGGUGGAUUGGCUGCAACACUUGUCGAUAAUAUCACUACUUAUGCAUUGAUGUCAAAACCAUGUCAUCCGGGUGUGUCCGUAGAAUUACAAAUCAAGUUCUUGAACGCAGCAAAGGAGGGUGAUGUGCUCAUAUUCAACGCACAAACUGUACGUGCAGGCAAAAAACUAGCUUUUAUUGAAUGCGAAUUGCGUCAGAAAUGUGAUAACUCUUUGGUAGCAAAAGGACAACAAACUAAAUUUGUUGAUUUUGAAUAAAAUAUAUGGUCAAACUUUAAACUAUAAAGUAUACAUUAUGCUAUUAUUACAUUUAUGUUGACGUUGGCAACUCUACUUAUAU